This is a messenger RNA of Perognathus longimembris pacificus (Pacific pocket mouse), 1997 nucleotides long. RefSeq names its product DnaJ heat shock protein family (Hsp40) member C30 (gene Dnajc30). Lineage: Eukaryota; Metazoa; Chordata; Mammalia; Rodentia; Heteromyidae. The record is from RefSeq and is a predicted model, not a curated record. The transcript has a single exon. Bases 117 to 785 code for a protein of 222 amino acids.
AUCAGUCCCGCGACAGCUGUACUUUCUGUCCCCGCCUCCGCUCUCAGUUGAUUGGUUUUCACGGCCGACGCCCUGCCAACCACCUGCUGCUCCCAUUGGAGCCGCCCGCCCUCAAGAUGGCAGCCGCGCGGGGACUGAGGUGGACGCGGCUGUUGCUCUUGGGGAGGUGGCCGUCCCCGAGGCUUUCCGCGGCCCCAGGUCCCGGUCUGUGGGCGAGCACGUACUCCCGCACGGCGCUCUACGACCUGCUUGGUGUCCCCGCCACCGCCUCCCAGGCGCAGAUCAAGGCGGCCUACUACCGGCAGAGCUUCCUCUACCACCCGGACCGCAACUCCGGGAGCAGCGAGGCCGCCGAGCGCUUCUCGCGCAUCUCCCAGGCCUACCUGGUGCUGGGCAGUGCCACCCUGAGGCGCAAGUACGACCGCGGGCUGCUCACGGACCAGGACCUACGCGGGCCGGGAGUGCGGCCCUCCCGGGCGUCCGCGGCCGACCCCGGACUGCCCCGCGCCCCGCCGCCCGCCGCCUCAGCCAGCCGGGACAGCGGUCGGGAUGGACACCGGGCCGCGUCGGGUGCCAACCGUACCAUGUUCGACUUCGAUGCUUUCUACCAGGCGCACUACGGAGAGCAGCUGGAGCGCGAACGGCGCCUCCGGGCCCGGCGGGAGGCCCUGCGCAAACUCCAGGAGGACCGGGCCAAGAGGGGCUUCCGCUGGGACGAGACUCGAGACCUGUCUUUGAUUGUCCUUUUCCUUGUCAUCUUCGCCAUCUUCGGCUUUCGGGUUUAACCAGAGAAGGGAGGGUAAAAGGGAGCCACCUCAGCCAGCCUCCGCAAGAGACUGGCCUUGCAUGGACUACCUCUGCUGGUGUAUAAAGAACGCGCCCCCAUCCCUCCUGCACCACUCUGCCAACCACAGUCCUGCAAAAGAAGUGUUUCCAUGCCCAAGGAAGGGGCUUCCAAGCGGACGGAGAGUCCCGAAAGCCCAUGAUGAAGGGUUUUCCGGAGCCCCUGCUUCUACAAGUUGCCUUCUGCUUCAGCCUGCAGAACAACUUGCUGAGGCUUCAUUGGAAAAUCUGAGCAAGACUUGCCUGCCUCCGGACCCACAGUUGUCCCUUGCCGCUCCCUCAUAACCUCGAAAUCGUGCAAUAUUUUCUCUGGCCCAGCUGGCUGCCAAAAGAACAAUCCUGGGGUUGUCCAAACUAUGUCUUUCUAUACGUUUCUGAAUCCACAGGUGAGAGCCUACUGACCCAGGAUAAGAAUGUAGUCUGUGGAAAGCACGGCCAUUUGUCUUGGGUCGCCCCUCCCUCUCUGGUCUGUGGCCGGGAGAACUGGAAAGACAAGGUCACCUGGCAUAAGGAGUGUGCCUUCCUGUGUACCUCAUGUGUGACCUUGGCUGAUCUGUGGAUGUGACCGGCAGAGGUUAAUCAUUUGCUGCCUUGAAGCCUGUCACACUUUACUACAGUCCAGAGUUCCCUUCUGAUGGGAUUACUUACAUAAUGUGAUCCCAGCUGAGGCAAGAAGUGUGCCUGUCACUUCUCAUCUCUGUACUAGCCAGCCUCAUACCUAACUGCUGACUGUCACACAGCACUUGUAGCUGUCACAGUAAUCCUGGUUAUUGGGAGACUGAACAGAUGAAUGAAGAAUUCCAGGCCAGCCUGGGAGAAAGGAAGAAAAGGGAAGGGAAAGGGAGAGAAAGCAAAGGAAGUAGAAAUGGGCUUGGCUCAGGUGUGGCCUAUGUCCCUGUAUAGCUUGCAGAGUUCAUCACAGGCCCCGGAAGUCACAUCCUUGGAACUCUGGGAGUUUAGCCAGGACUGCUGAGCAAACCACCUGGUGGUCCAGAAGAAACUGGGUUCCUUUGUAGUAUUGGCUAAAAGGCUGCUAUAGGUUUGCAAGGGGAAGUCCCCUGGGACAAGCAUGGUAGCUAACCCCUGUAAUUUCAGAAAAGGGAAAUUGAUCUUAAACCAUUCAAAGUUAGUGUAAAACUCUUUUUUUUUUUUUU